Molecule: messenger RNA, 3213 nt
Organism: Pipra filicauda (Wire-tailed manakin)
Lineage: Eukaryota; Metazoa; Chordata; Aves; Passeriformes; Pipridae
Exons: 1
Coding region: 1-3213 (1070 amino acids)
Biological process (GO): DNA integration
Molecular function (GO): nucleic acid binding; RNA-DNA hybrid ribonuclease activity
Source: RefSeq, a predicted model, not a curated record
AUGCAACUUAAAGUAAAAGAAAAUGAAUUAAUCGAAAUUUUAAGUCUUGCUCUAAUCCAGCCACAGAUAUCGGGAGAAGUACCACCAGCAAUCUAUGACCAAAUCUACCCGGGGGUCUGGGCUGACGGGACCCCAGGAAGGGCCAGACAUGCUCAACCUGUAACAGUAAGAUUAAAACCUGGGACACGGCCGGUAAGAAUUAAACAAUAUCCUCUCAAACUAGAAGAUAGAAAAGGGAUUAAAGAAAUAAUUGACAAUUUUAUCAAAUUUGGUUUACUAAUUGAAUGUAAAUCAGAAUUUAACACACCUAUUUUGCCAAUCCGUAAACAAGAUGGCAAAAGCUAUCGGUUGGUUCAGGACCUCAGAGCUAUUAAUAAAAUUGUUGAAGACCUCCACCCAGUGGUAGCUAACCCAUAUACACUUUUAACUAAACUAAAAAAUGAAUAUAUCUGGUUUUCUGUUUUAGAUUUAAAAGAUGCCUUUUUCUGCUUGCCUUUGGACCCUAAAAGUCAAAAAUUUUUUGCCUUUGAAUGGGAAAACCCGGAAACAGGAAGACGAUCACAGCUCACAUGGACUGUUCUUCCACAAGGAUUUAAAAACAGUCCAACCCUUUUUGGAGACCAGCUUGCCAAAGAUCUUGAAGAAUGGACGGCACCUUCAGACAGCGGAGUCCUCUUGCAGUAUGUGGAUGAUUUAUUAAUUGCAACCAGCACACAGGAAGAAUGUGAAAAUUGGACUGUGAGCUUAUUGAACUUUCUAGGGCUGAAAGGAUAUAAGGUAUCUAAAAACAAAGCCCAGAUUGUCAAGAAAGAAGUUACUUAUCUAGGAUAUGAAAUCUCAGGAGGACAACGUCGACUUGGGCCAGAAAGAAAAGAAGCCAUCUGUAAAAUACCUUUGCCACAAACUUCAAAAGAACUUCGCACAUUUUUGGGAAUGACUGGCUGGUGUAGGCUUUGGAUCUACAAAUAUGGACUAAUAGUCAAACCCCUAUACCAGAUCCUACAAGAUGGAAAUCAACAAUUAACAUGGACCGGAGAAGCUACACAAGCCUUCCAUCAGCUUAAGAAGGAACUGAUGCAGGCACCUGCACUGGGCCUCCCAGAUGUAACUAAACCUUUUUUGCUCUUUUCGCAUGAAAGGCAGGGAAUUGCACUGGGGGUCCUGGCCCAGCAGGUCGGACAAUAUCGCCGAGCAGUGGCAUACUUCUCUAAACAGUUAGAUGAAGUGAGCAAAGGAUGGCCAGGAUGUCUGAGGGCCGUAGCUGCAGUAGUACUGAACAUACAAGAAGCCCGAAAGUUCACAAUGGGACAGAGAAUGACUGUUCUAGUGUCACACGUGGUUUCAGCAGUGCUCGAACAGAAAGGCGGUCACUGGCUCUCGCCCUCCAGGUUUCUCAAAUACCAGGCCACUCUAGUAGAACAAGAUGAUGUUGAAAUCGUCACCACUAAUAUCGUAAAUCCAGCAACAUUUUUAUCAAGUUCUACAACCACAGAGGAAUCGGUGUAUCAUGAUUGUAUUGAAACAAUUGAAGCGACAUAUUCCUGCCGACCGGACUUGAAAGAUACACCACUGCCCGAGGCAGAAAUGUGGUUCACCGACGGAAGCAGCUAUAUGAAAGAUGGAAUCCGCAAAGCUGGUUAUGCCAUAACAACCACAGAUCACGUCAUUGAAGCACAAGCACUCCCUGCUGGCACCUCUGCACAAAAAGCAGAAAUAAUAGCCCUUACCAGAGCAUUACAACUAAGAGAAGGAAAGGACAUUAAUAUUUGGACAGACUCAAAGUAUGCCUUCGGGGUAGUUCAUGCUCAUGGAGCAGUGUGGAAAGAAAGAGGGUUACUCACAUCACAAGGAAAACAAAUAAAGCACGCAGAAGAAAUCUUAAAAUUACUUGAAGCUGUCCAGUUACCGAAAAAGCUUGCUAUUAUGCAUUGUAGAGGACAUCAAAAAGGGAAUACAAACCAAGAAAAAGGCAAUCGAUUGGCGGAUCGAGAGGCGAAAAAGGCAGCAGAAAACGGCCAGGUAGAACUUGCCUCCCUAAUUCCUGAUGGCAAAAUUAUAGAGGUAAGCUCUAAUGUAUCAUAUUCAAAGGAGGAUUUAAAAUUAAUAAAAGAUCAGCAAGCUCAACGCAAAGGUAACGUGUACUACUUAGAAACAGGACAAAUAGUGGUACCUGAAAGAGUACUAUGGAAAGUUGUACAAGCAGAACAUAACAAAACUCAUUGGGGGGCAGAUGCAUUACACAAAUAUCUAAGGAGACAAAUUAUAGGACGAAAUUUAUACACUACAAUAAUCCAGGUUACUAAACAAUGCAAGACCUGCCUUCAAAAUAAUCCUCACACAACCAAUAAAAUCGAGAUAGGGACAAUUGGCAAAGGUAAUCUCCCAGGGCAACACUGGCAGAUAGAUUUCUCUGAGUUGCCUAGGAAGGGAGGUUACAGAUACCUGUUGGUUUUGACAGAUACUUUCUCAAAUUGGCCAGAGGCUUUCCCGACUCGAAGCAAUAAGGCUCGAGAAGUUGUCAAGGUACUACUUAAUGAAAUUAUCCCCAGGUUUGGAGUACCUGACAUCAUCUCCUCGGACAGAGGACCACAUUUUGUAGCUAAAAUAAUACAAAGAAUUAGCAGCAUCCUGCAAAUUAAUUGGCAAUUACACACUCCAUAUCGACCACAAGCAAGUGGUCAAGUGGAGAAAAUGAAUCAUUUGAUAAAACAACAAUUGGCAAAAAUCUGUCAAGAAGUAAACCUACAUUGGUACCAAGCAUUACCUCUGGCCUUAUUGCGAAUAAGGGUCAAACCUAAAACUAAAGAAGGGCUGAGCCCUUUUGAAAUGUUAUAUGGAAGACCCUAUGGGAAUUAUUAUCAAGGAGAAGAUCUCAUACAAGUAGGAGAAGGAUAUGUACGAGAAUACUUGAUCUCAUUAAGUAAACAAUUGUCAAAAAUCAACAAACAAGUGAUGAGUACUCGCUCAAGAGGAAUAGAUCAGCCUUUACAUAACAUUUCCCCUGGGGAAUGGGUGUAUGUUAAAACUUUUUCAGGCCAACCAUUAGAGGAGAAAUGGAAAGGACCAUACCAGGUGCUUCUGACGACCUACACAGCAAUCAAAAUUAAGGAACAACCCACCUGGAUUCAUUAUUCACGAGUAAAGAAGGCACCUCGAGAAACAUGGACGUCAGAACUUGUAGGACCAACCACCCUCAGGUUUACUCGACACUAG